GGAUACGACAAUAUUAUUAGCUUUUGUAUUAUUUGAAACCUAAAGAAGAGCGAUGAUUCUCUCAACUCAUUCAUGGGUAUUUUUAUCCAUUAUUCUAUGUAUGGUUAACUGUGAGAAGGCUAAAAGUUCGGAAGAAACUUGCGACAAUUUUUACGAAGAUUAUAGUUGUGAAAUGUUCCGUUCCCGUGGCUUGUGCAAAAUGUUCAGAAAAUAUUGCAGAUUAACUUGUGGAGUUUGUGAACUACCAGCUACUACCACUGCGACCAAGAGAAUUGUGCCAUAUUCUUCAGGCCCUAAACCAACGCGACCACCAACGCCAACCACCUAUCGUCCGGAUAAAUGGAGUUCCUGCACUAAAUCGUGUGGAGGCGGAACGAGGUUUGCUCUUCUAUCAAGAAGAUGUACCAAUCCCAACAACCAUCGAUGUUUGAGAGUAUUUGAAGAGUGCAAUACUCAUCCUUGUCGUUAUAGAGCCUGCCGAAAAAACCAAAUGAAAAGAUAUGGAUAUAAAAAAGGUUGUUGUAAGCGACGUGGUCCCUCAGUUACAAAAUAUCUCGCAAAAUUGAAGUCUGCCAAUAAAGGGAAAUCAUUCAGUGAUAACAAGUGGCCAUGGAUGGCACUGAUCACAUCUUUUAACGACGUUUGCAAUGGGGCAUUAAUUCAUCCACAAUGGGUUAUAACAGCUGCGCAUUGCGUAAUGAGCGGAAGCUUGAAAACGAGUACUUCUCGUAUGUUUGUUUACGUUGGUAUUAAUGAUCUUGCUUAUUCGACGUCAAAAAACAAGUACAGAGUGAGGAGAACUAUUCCCCAUCCAAAAUACAGGCAGAUGCAAAAUGACAUUGCUUUAAUACAGUUAACUAAGCCUGCGCAAUCAAGAUAUGCCAAUUUCCUUAGUUUUCCAAGAAACGAAGUCACACCACUAGACACAACUUGUAUGGUUGUAGGCUGGGGAAUAAAUCGUUCUCUCCGAAUUUCUGCUUCUUCGAAUCCAGUGCACCAAACUGAUCAGCAAAUAUUUGAUAUGAACGUUUGUAGGAGGGAAUUUGAAGACGACAAGAUUUUGAAAAACUAUGUCAUGAAAAAAUCACCUAAAAUGUUAUGUGCCGGAAGUUUAACAGAAGAAAACAAAAUUUGCACCGGUUAUGAAGGGAGUCCAUUAAUCUGUCAGAGAUGUUCAUCCUGUGAAUGGUAUAUUGCUGGGGUCACGUCAACGAAUCGAAGAAGCAGUUGCGGAAAACGUGGCCACCCUAAUCUCUUCACGCAAACGAGAGCUUUUGAAGACUGGGUGUGCAAAUUCAUCCCAGACUUGAAUCAGUCGCCUGUUAAGUGCCCGUAUAAGUAUGGACCAUAAAUCAGCACAAAUAGUCAGCAUUACAAACUGAUUUGGUAAAAUAUUUUAGCUGGUGUUAGGAAAAAGCGAUUUUGGACUGAUCGAUAUGUUUUCACUCAUGUAUCAUUUCUGUUAUAUUUUAUUGAUAAAAGACUGUUAACAAUUAAUUACUAUUAUCAAUUUUCAUAUUUUUCUGCUACGGGAUUUCUUACUAGCACAUUUUGGUUCGAAGCAGACGAUACGCUUGACUUUGCUGAAAUACCACAUUUCAGGCGUUUUUAAUUUUAGUUCCAACCACAGUUCGAAACGUGUAUCAUUAAUGCAAAACUUGUAACGUGAAAAUUAUCUCAAAGCGAAAACGAUAACAUUUUGAAACAUAUUAUUUAAUUCAUUUAUUCGCCUGAUUCAAUUACAAAAAUCGCUAUGGCGCACAAGGAGAUAAAACACUAGCUACUGCGAAAAAAUAUUAAAGACGAAUGUUUAAAAAUAUACAACUGUUCGUGUAUGUGUGUGGCCUGCAUAUAGUUAACUGUAAACAAGUGUAGGUAACAUUUUGAUUUCUCUAGUCAUUUCUAAUCCGAUACAACAGUUAAUAUGUUUUACUUCAUUAAUGUCAUUAUAUUGCUUUUUUAUUACAUUAUGCUACUUGCUUGCCUUUUUUGUAAAUUGAUAAAUAUACAUAACGUCAUGAAUUAAAGAUCCAGUUAUGAAUAAAGACGGUCGUCAGUAGGAUAUAUUGAAUUGAAUGUAAUAAUUUUACAUUUAUGGGAAUUUAUUUUGAAAAUCGUGUUUUUCAUGAAAAUUUCCUCAAAUUAAGGUCAUGCACACUCACUGCAAAGAAAUACAGCCUUUCAGUAAAGUAACGGCCGGCCAUUAAAAUGCCAAGAGAUACUGAACGGUACAGACUUGUGGCGCUGCAUUGUAAGUAAACAACGAUUAACGAUAAAUUAGAUUAGAGAAGUCCAAGCCAAAUCAGGAAAACAAUUCUUUAGCACAUCCCAAGCAUUGCACAACGGUAGCACAUUUUCAGAAGCCAAAAAAAAAGAUUCACUUAAAUAUUUGUUGUCAAGUUCAGCCAAAUAUAUACAUAACUGUGGGAAGCAUAAUAUGUUUUAGAUAUGUGGCACGUAGGCUAUAAUUUCUAUCCCCUAAGCUCAACCCGUCAGUGUUAUCACAACUCUGUUUGAAUCAAUUUCCUAAUUUUAGCAAAUUCAGAAUAGUCCCAUUGUAACAAAUAUUGCAAUUGUUAAAGGGCAACUUGGUGAACAAUUCCACUCUGACAGUCUUGAAAAAAAAAAAAACACAGACCAUCGCUCCAAAUAUUAGCCAGGCAUGGAAAAAGGCACUUACAAACAACAAGAUUCCAGAUUCCUGUGCUAAUACGAUAAGAAUGCCAUAUUGAGAAUUUCCCCUCCAAUGAGACCACUGUCCAGUCAUGAUAGGCUCAUUCGCCACAAGGUGGUGGCCCUCUGGCCUCCAAGGCUGCGCCUGCAAAGUUUGCAAGUCCACACAAACCUAUCCACCAGACCACAAAUGGAGGCGCUCCAGAAGUGUGUCUACCAAUAUGUCUAGCUAAUUUUGUUCGCCUACUUUACAUCAAGUUGUGUAAAGGAACGGAAGCAUAUGUGCAGGGGGUAUAUUCACUUGGCUAACACAGACAGUCCCCGAACUCGUAAUAUAACUAAAAUAAGGAAAAUAGGACUAAAAUUAUGGCCUAACACUAACCUGGUACACACACUACAGGAGUACUCCAAUGAAACUAUGUUACGCUUCAGUGUUUCGCGCGUAAUUUCUAAAUAAACUUUUCAGUCCGCUGCAUUGUGGUGCUGCUCCGU
Messenger RNA from Styela clava, 3165 nucleotides. Its product is annotated as tryptase beta-2-like. Gene Ontology annotation, molecular function: serine-type endopeptidase activity. Gene Ontology annotation, biological process: proteolysis. Lineage: Eukaryota; Metazoa; Chordata; Ascidiacea; Stolidobranchia; Styelidae. The record is from RefSeq and is a predicted model, not a curated record.